AUGAGGAAGCUAGAUGACGAUGAUGACGACUUUGAAGCUGAAUUCCAAGCAUUCUCGAAGGCGUUUGAUGAGAAGGAUGAGCGCCACUAUGAGUUUAUGGCGCUGUGCCGCUUCAAGGAUGGUCUCAUGGAUGUCUCGCGGCCGUCCAAAGAGAACACUGGAGUCGUUUUUCCAAAUGAAGAUGCCAUAAUCAACGAAAAACCAACCCACACCGAUGAAGCUACCAUUGUUAGACCAAAACGGGAGCGCAAGAGCACGUACAGAACACCGGAAGAUGCAGCUAGGGCGUACGAUGCCGAAGACCAAAAGCCAGCAGAGCUUGUUCCUGCUACGAAGUUGAGCGCCAAUCCAGUCGCAGGCUUUACAAACAAUUCAAAUGAUGAUUUGUUCUCGGUGGUGAACUUCAGUAGCAGCAGUGCUACCUUCAUUCCUGCUGAGGCCUUGGGCUUACUCCCUAUGACAAAGGCUCAUGUGCCUUGUGAGACCUCAGGGAAGAUUGGUGUGUUUCCUAUUCAAAACAGGCUUCCAUUUGGUUCAGUGGUUAAUGGAUUAGGUAAUGAGGCUAGCAGGGCCCUGAAUACAUGCUCCAUCUUACGGCAUGCUAGCAUGCCAGUGUUCAAUGAUCCUGCUUUUGAUGGUCCAUCAACGAUGAUAGGAAGCAAUGGUGGUGCAGUUGUUCCUACUUGGAGCAGUGUUGUCAUGCCCAAUCUUCCCUUGGAUAUGUCUGUUGCUGAUGCUGGCAUAAAAAUAGACCAGCAUAUCAUCAAGGAGAUGGAAAAUAAGCAUAUUCCUGCCUUUUUACAAGGUGAUGUUAGCGAGGAUGUGGCAGCUGAGAUCAAUAUGUGGGACUUCUAUGACCACCUGUUGUUGGCUUGA
Molecule: messenger RNA, 876 nt
Organism: Phragmites australis (common reed)
Lineage: Eukaryota; Viridiplantae; Streptophyta; Magnoliopsida; Poales; Poaceae
Exons: 2
Coding region: 1-876 (291 amino acids)
Source: RefSeq, a predicted model, not a curated record